This is a messenger RNA of Varanus komodoensis (Komodo dragon), 5399 nucleotides long. RefSeq names its product zinc finger protein 91-like. Bases 13 to 2781 code for a protein of 922 amino acids. The record is from RefSeq and is a predicted model, not a curated record. Lineage: Eukaryota; Metazoa; Chordata; Lepidosauria; Squamata; Varanidae. Gene Ontology annotation, biological process: negative regulation of transcription by RNA polymerase II. Gene Ontology annotation, molecular function: DNA-binding transcription repressor activity, RNA polymerase II-specific; RNA polymerase II cis-regulatory region sequence-specific DNA binding. The transcript is spliced from 3 exons.
GUUUGCAUAGGGAUGAUCCUUUUUUCUUGCUCUUUCAGAGUCCUGGGUCUUUUGAGGUGGGAUCUGUUGAUUUCUCCAAGGAGUGUACUGCUCAGUCCAGGCCAGAGGGCCCUGACCAUGGAUGUCAUGCAAGAGAAUUAUGGGAAUGCCGCUCCUCUGGAUGAGGAUUCCUUUCCACCCUUAUUUGAUGCUGCUGAAGGCAAGAGUAGCCGUUUCACAUUGCAGUACACAGCUCCCAAGCCUGGCCUCAUCUCCUGGCUGGAGAAAGGGGAAGGUCCAUUUGCCCAGGAUUCAGCAGACUUAGAGGGAUCAGCCAGUAGCUGCUCAGGUGAUGAGAUGGAGAGUAAUGAAGAGGCUGAAGAACAUAGAAUGAAAGCUGAAAAGAACCAGAUGUGGAAGAACAGGGCCAUUGGUGAAGAACAGGCUGACUUACAUGUAAUUCCAAUGCCAGAAGAAGGUCAUGAAGAAAGCAGAGGAAAUAGUAACAGUAAGGAAACACUGUUGAUAUGCUCUGGCUGCGGAAAAAGCGUGACUCAGCAGAUCUAUCUUACUGAGCAUCACAUAGGAGAGAAAACCUAUAAAUGCUUGGACAGUGAAAACCAGUUCAGUCAUGGUUUAAGCCUUGCCUUGUAUCAAAGGUAUCGCAAAAGGGAGAAGAGUUACAAAUGUUUGGAGUGUGGAAAAAGCUUCUAUUGGAACUCAAACCUCAAAAGACAUCAGAGAAUACACACCGGGGGGAAGCCCUAUACCUGUUUGGUGUGUGGAAAGAGCUUCCAUCAGAGCACUUACUUAAAGUCACAUGAAAGAAUUCACACAGGGCAGAAACCGUAUGAAUAUUCAGAGUAUGAAAAGAGCUUCUGUCAGAGCACCGUCCUGAAAAAGCCUCAGAAGAUUCGCCCAACAGAGAAAUCUUAUGUAGGCUCAGCAUACGGUGAACAAUUUGGUCAUAGCGUGAGUCUUACUUUGUACUUAAGAAAUCACACUUGGACAAAGACCAAUAAGUGUUCGCAGUGUGGAAAAGGCUUUAGGUGGCACUCGGACCUUAAAAGACAUCAACUAAUUCACAAAGGGGAAAAGCCGUUUAAAUGCGCAGCGUGUGGAAAGAGUUUCAGUGACAGUAGGAAGCUUAAAUGGCAUCGAAUAGUUCACAAAGGUGAGAAGCCUUAUAAAUGCUUAGAGUGUGGAAAGAGCUUUUGUCGCCGCCUGUACCUCAAAUCCCAUCAGAGAAGUCACACGAGGGAGAAGCCCUAUAAGUGUUCUGAGUGUGGAAAGAGUUUCACUCAUGCCAUAAGUUUUAAAUGGCAUCAGAGAACUCAUACAGGCGAGAAGCCCUAUACGUGUUUGGAGUGCGGAAAGAGUUUCACUCAUAGUAUAAGCCUUACCUUUCAUCAAAGACUUCACACAGGAGAGAAGCCCUAUAAAUGUUUUGUAUGUGGAAAAAGCUUCUGCUGGAGCUCAAACCUUAAAAGACAUCAAAUAAAUCACAAUGAGAAGCAGCCACAUAAAUGCUCUCAGUGUGAAAAGCAAUUCAGUUCCAAAUCAGACCUUAAUUUGCAUCAAAGAAUUCACACGAGAGAAACACUGUAUAAAUGUUUACUGUGUGGAAAGAUCUUCUUUCAGAGCACGUUUCUGAUAUCACAUCAAAGGAUUCACAAAGGGCAGAGGCCCUAUAAAUGCUCAGAGUGUGAGAAGAGUUUCAAUCAUAGUUCAGACUUCAGUGCACAUCAAAAAAUCCAUCCAUGCUUGAAGCCUUACAUAUGUCCUGUGUGUGGAAAAUGUUUCAGCCGGAGCUCACAGUGCAAUGCACAUCAGAUAAUUCACACAGGUGAGAAACCAUUUAAAUGCGCAGAGUGUGGAAGGCUGUUUGGUCGCAAAGCUGAGUUGAAGUCACAUCAAAAAAUUCAUACUGGUGAGAAGCCGUAUAAAUGCUCUGACUGUGGAAAGAACUUCAGUUCCAGUGGAAACCUUAAAUCCCAUCAGCGAAUCCACACAGGGGAAAAGCCCUAUAAAUGUUUAGAAUGUGGGCAGAGUUUCCGUCACAGUUCACAUUUUACUGCGCACAAAAGAAUCCAUACAGGGGAGGAGCGCACUAAAUGUUCAGAAUGUGGGAAAAGCUUCAGUCAGACCACCAGUCUUAAAAUUCAUCAAAGAAUCCAUACUGGAGAGAAGCCACAUAAAUGUUCUGAAUGUGGAAAGCAGUUUCGUCGCAUGUCAGAUCUUCAGUUGCAUCACAAAAUCCAUACUGGCGAGAGACCAUAUAAAUGCGCCGAGUGUGGAAAGAGCUUCAAACUAAGUAAAAUUCUCAAAGCGCAUCAAAAAAUUCAUACAGGGGAGAAACCUUACAAGUGUUCAGAGUGUGGAAAGAGCUUCAUUGACAGCAGAAGCCUCAAAGUACAUGAAAGAAUACACACAGGGGAGAAGCCCUACAAAUGCACUGAGUGUGGAAAGACCUUCAGUCAAAGUGCCGCCCUGAAAGGACAUCAGAGAAUUCACACAGGAGAGAAACCAUAUAAAUGCUCAGAAUGUGGAAAGAGUUUCAGCUCCAGCACAUACCUGAAACUGCAUCAAAGAAUUCACACAGGUGAGAAGCCCUAUACAUGUUCAGAGUGUGGAAAAAGUUUUGGACACAGGACACACUUUAAACGACAUCAAAGAAUACACACAGGAGAAAAGCCCUAUCAGUGCGCAGAGUGUGGAAAGAGUUUUGGUCGCAACACACAUCUCAAAUCGCAUCAGAGAAUACACACAGUGGGGAAACCUGCCAAUCCUAGCAAUGAGUGAAUCUUCAGACCCAACACAACUCUUUUGACGGACUUGGUCUUGGACGAGAGCAUCUUGUAGCUGAGGAAGUGGGUUCUCUUGGCCAGUUGACCCUUAGUAAGCUAUACGGAAUUCACACUUGGGACCAGCUUUCUCGACCUUUCAAAGCAUGGCUGAAACUCUCUCUUGGCAUUACAUGAGCUAGAAAUUCAGCGGCAGCCAGCUUAGAGCAGGAGGUCAUGUGACUUCAGAAAACCACGCCCACUUGUGGUCGAUCAACGUUGACUGUGAUGGGUGACAUUCAGAUUCUGUGCUACCACAAGGAUGGAGGCGUGUGUGGAGGGGUCUUCUCAAGACACUUGUGUAAGCCGGUGUGACUUUUUCUGCGAUACGUCCUGGACUGAGGGUGGGGUUUUUUGGUUGCCCUCUUGCGCUGGGUUUGGCUGCUUCUUCGCAUCCUCUGCUGUAGUUGCUCCUCCGUUGAUGGGAUGCAAGGCUGGCUGGGGCCACUGGGCCUCUGGGUGGCCUGCCCCCUCUGGCCCCCCAGCCUCCCCUGAAAAAGGAAUCCGAAACAGGCUUUUGACAGGCUCGCCAGCAGUAGCUACUCCAGCCUUGCUUCCCCUAAGAGUCUGGUUCUGCUUGCUCCCUUUGCCCAGCUCGCCCCACUUGCCUGUUUGUCUGUAGUUUCUGCACUUGAUCUUCGGAGCAAAUUGGAUUGGCAUGUGUUCAGUGUAAACGAGAUAGGCCUAAGUGGAGCAGAGUGCAGGCCUCAUAGCUAUCAGUGGGCAAUACCUUGGCAUUGUUCCACAAACUAGCUCUCGCGAGCCGACGUUCCUCCUGCAAGCAAUAACCACAGACCUUUUUCCUUGCAAACUUUUCUUUCAUUUUCCAAAUGCGCAUCUUCCAGAAUGGAUCUCUGAGCAUGCAGAGAGUGGCUUGUUGAACCCAGUUUGGUGCUGACCUCCAGGAACUCUCCUUAUGAGCAUGCCUGGGCCCCAUCCCCUGGAGGGCCUCUCUGACGCGUUCUCUGCACACUGCUCCGUGAGUUGGGCCUCCCGUCUCUGCUGAUGCCUUGCCACAGGGUCACGAGCACAAGGAGACCUAGUCUGUGUCUAGGAAUUGCUCAUCCGCAGAGACCCCUCUCACUGGCUGUGCAUCUGGGUCGUUUCCAGAAACUGCCCGGCUUAGCAAACGGUUGGACCUCUCCCUCUCAGAACCCUGGCCUUGCCCGUCUUCCACAGUCAGACCAAAACUUGUCUCCCUUCCUGCCUCCGGAUCAUCUGGGAUACAGUCAGCAGUCUGUGGGGAUGAUUGGCCCGGACUGCCACCCUGCUCACUCCCAGCAGUUAGCUUCACUUGUCCGUCUGGCCGUAGGUUCCCCACUCGUUCCACCUCUGUGCAAAUGGGACCGGUGUGUGUCCAAAGCUGACGAGACGGACGUCAGUGGGGAGGAGUGCAGGCCACCCUGCUAACCAGUGGGCAGCGUCUAGUGGCGUCAUCCCACAAGCUGGUCCCGUAAGCGCUUACCUUGUGUGCGGGCAGUUGCACAGCAGAUUGCGUCAGUGUGAUGCACGUCCGUUUGUGCAGCCGUGUCUAACUUGGGUUCUUUGUGUGUCCAGAACAAGGCUUCUGUCAGUGCAGUGUCACUCGUGGACAUAAAUCAACCUGGCACCCACACGAGGGAAAGCAAUUCAGUGUGAGCUGGAUGCAGCCUUUGUGUUGAUCUGCCCCCACCCCCAAGCCAAAAUGUUGAUCUGCCUCCACCCCCAAGCCAAAUCUGCCCCCACCCCCAAGCCAAAAUGCUAUCUUGGGCUCUUUGGGAAAAAUACUGAUAUUUAUACAGCACAUAAAACUAAGGAAGACUAGCUAUUCCAGCUUCAUUGACUAAAUAUACAUAGAUAGAGAGAAAUAGGUCUAAAUAUAGUAAUGAAACAUAGGUUGAGUAAUGUUUUGGCCCAACAUUCCCAUCAACCUUCAUCACGGGCUCUGCUGGCUAGUGCUGAUGGGAGGGUUAGGCCAAGGCAUCUGGAGGACCACGAGUUGCUCAGCACUGACGCAGGUACAUCCGAUCUAAAUAGCAUUCAAGGAGUGGAAGAUCUGGAAAACAUCUCCGUGCAAAGCGGUCUGCAGAACACUUUGCGCAGUAGUGGUCACAGAGUGCGCAAGGAACUGUGGGAGGAAAAUGGCCCCUGUUUCCUCCUCUCCUCUCCCGUGCAUGAACCAACAAUUUCUGAAGAAAUGUAUUCAGGAAAUACCUGGGGGAAAGAACUUGCAGGCUCCUCAGUUCAUUGGAUCUGCCUUUCCCCUGCCCCCACGAGUCCUCUAAAAUAGCAUGUUGUUGGAGAAUUGUUUUCCUCUGUCUUGAUGUUCCAGAUCUCUGCACUCUACAAAUGAAGAUGGUCCUGCCUCCUAUCGACUCUUUUAAGUGCCUGGUUUUUUUAAUUGCUCGGAGAAACACUUGUGCCAUUGCAGCACAGGCUCUGCCCUGGAAGCUGCUCUGGCUGAAGUCAUUCUAAGGAUCGUAGGCUUCCUGUUAACCCCGUGUUAGCUAGUCAAUGGUGUUUCACUCACUGAAAGGCGGCAUCUCCUUUCCAAACCUCCCCUUGUCUUAGCUCUUUAAUAAAUGAUUGUUUAUUGGA